Molecule: messenger RNA, 3524 nt
Organism: Hypanus sabinus (Atlantic stingray)
Lineage: Eukaryota; Metazoa; Chordata; Chondrichthyes; Myliobatiformes; Dasyatidae
Product: gastrula zinc finger protein XlCGF8.2DB-like
Exons: 1
Coding region: 266-1339 (357 amino acids)
Biological process (GO): regulation of transcription by RNA polymerase II
Molecular function (GO): DNA-binding transcription factor activity; RNA polymerase II cis-regulatory region sequence-specific DNA binding
Source: RefSeq, a predicted model, not a curated record
UCCCCAGCCCCGGAGCGGUCAGUGCGCAUGCGCCCUCUCGGUGCCGCAGUGCAUCCUGGGUCAGGCCAUUCAAUCCCAUCCGCGGUGAGCGGCGGGUCCGUGUCCGGGUGGAGACGGUCGAGUGUCGAGACUGUCCCGGAGACGCGUCCCGCCGAGUCGCUGCAGCUCGGCCCCGUUCGAGCCCAGCUCCAGCCCCGAGGUCAGCUUCAUCACCGAUCCGAGUCACCGUCAAGCUUCUGGAGGCCGCGACCGCAGUGUGUUCGGGAUGGAGGUAACAGAUUCACAAACCCCGCCGUCACAAACUCCUGACUCCACAGACAUCAACCCCUAUCAGUGUCCACACUGCGGGAAACGCUUCAAACGGUCGUGUAACCUUAUUGAACACCAGCGGGUUCACACCGGGGAGAAGCUGUUCAACUGCCCGGACUGCGGGAAGCGGUUUUCACGGUUAUCCACCAUGUUUACACACCAGAGAGUUCACAGCGGGGAGAGGCCUUUCAUCUGCUCUGAGUGUGGGAAGGAAUUCACUCAGUCAUCUCACCUAAUGAACCACCAGCGAAAGCACACCGGGGUGAUGCCGUUCACCUGCCCCGACAGUGGGAAGGGAUUCACCCGUUCACCUGAAGUGUUAACGCAUCAGCGUGUUCACAGCGAGGAGAAACGGUACGUCUGCUCUGAGUGUGAGAAGACUUUCACUCAGAUUAGUAACCUGAAGUCCCACCAGCGAGUUCACACUGGGGAGAGGCCGUUCACCUGCUCGGAGUGUGGGAAGAGAUUUAUUCAGUCCUGUCACCUGACAACGCACCAGCGAACUCACACCGCGGAGAAACCGUUCAAAUGCUCCGAGUGUGGGAAGGCCUUCAACCAAACAUCUUCCCUGUUGACACACCAGCGAAUUCACACGGGGGAAAGGCCAUUCACUUGCUCGGAGUGUGGGAAGAGAUUUAGUCAGUCCUGUCACCUGAUGACGCACCAGCGAACUCAUACUGCGGAGAAACCGUUCAAAUGCUCCGAGUGUGGGAAGGCAUUCAACCAAACAUCUUCCCUGUUGACGCACCAGCGAAUUCACACGGGGGAGAAACCGUUCAAAUGCACUGUGUGUGGGAAGGGAUUUAGUCGACGAAUUUACCUGGUAACGCACCAGCGAAUUCACACGGGGGAGAAACCGUUCAUCUGCUCCGAGUGCGGGAGGGGAUUCAAUCAACAGAUCAGCCUGAAGAAACACCAACAAGUUCACACGGGGGAGAAGCAGUUCACCUGUUCCGAGUGUGGGAAGGGGUUCACUCGGUCAUCAGACCUGGUGAAACACCAGCGAGCUCACACUCCGGACAAGGAUUGAAAAUGCCGUGUGUGGGGUAUAUAUCCACAUGCAGAGAGACCCUCUCGGGGUGAUGGAAUCUGCAGUUAAUGCAAAGUUGACGUGGGCUGUAUGGUUGUUACUUUUCCUGUAGUUUAAUUUUUAUGCUUGUUUUUAUUUUUAUGUAAUUACCUCUGUACGUGUAAUUGUUCUGGGGAUCACGGUUACAUUCGUGAAUGAAAUUGCAAAAAAAAAGCAGCAGGUGAAUUGGUAAAAGAAAUUUUAAAAAUUCAAAAAAAUGAAAUGAAGUACAGAGAGCAUCUGGAGAGAACUUGACAGAUGGAAAUUAUGGAAAUAGAGUUGAACACUAUCAUAGGCAAACAUACAGGGUACUUGAGAGAUGCAACCUCAAUGUUCCAACAAAGAAAAGUUGCUCUGGUUGGAGAGUGGUGGGAGAUUAAACAGUGACAGACUAAUAACUCCAACUAUCUGACUGCAGAUAAACAAUGGAGUGGACAGCAUGAUCAAUGGAUUCUGCUGCCCCCCACCCCCGGUCCAUUUUUGCAUCUACAAGUGGACUACGUUACCAAGGUAUCAACAUAGUGAACAAAUUUUCAAAGUAUUCCCACGAGGAAAGCCACAGCCAGACACAGCAACAACUAACCGAGGACUGUGUUUAGAGAUGGAGAUUGCCUCCUCACACUGACUCUGACCAAGGAACACAUUUCACUGGGAAUGUUUAUUGGGAAUUAUUGACAACUGAUGAACAUUGAACGGUCUUUCCAUUGUCCACAGCACCCAGAGUCAUCAGGACAAUCGAAUGAAUGAUGGAAUCACCAACAACGGCUGAGUGAGUAUCAUGAGGAAGGUUGAACCAAUAGCCUACGGCUCUUCCUGUCGUUCUGUGUGACAUCAGAGCAACCCCAAACGAGAUAAAGUCCAUUGGAGGUGGUAACAGGGUGACCCACGUCACUGCCGGGAGCUCUCCACCUCAGAGAGGCUGAUAAACAUGUUAUGGCAGAGAGUUUAACUAUUUUGUGAAGUUAACCCAAGAUGUGCCGUCCGCUUCCCAAAAGGUUUCUGCUGCUCGGAGUGAUCAAGCACCCAGGUUCCUGCUGAGAUUCCCGUACGGAACCACUGGGAGCUCAAUGAGAGGGUCCUUAACGAACGUUGUUAAUUACUAAUUUGGAUGUGAAAGUAAGUGAAUUCACGCGAGUCACUGCGAGUAAGCUGGAGUGGCUCCUGACAAAGACAACAAGUGCUGUGGUGAAUGUGCUGCCGCCUCUGCUGGGCAACAGUGGGGAAAUCAGUGACCGGCCAGAAGACUUGGUACAGAGUCGAUAACUACAGCUUAUUAUGGUGUUUAUUCGAAUAUUAUUUGUUGUUCUUACAUCUUUACCAAGUUUCCCUGCUCACAAUGUGCCAAUUCUCAUGACGCAAUGUGUACUUACGGGAAUUUGCAAUAAUAUGCUGAGACUUAAUGUCUCUAGUUGUUGGGUUUGCCAAUACCUUCCACAGAUUUCAAAAUGCAAAUACAAAUACUUUAUUGUCACCAAACAAUUGAUGCUAGAGCGUACAAUCAACACAGUGAUAUUUGUUUCUGUGCUUCGCACUCCCUGAAGUACAAAUCGAAGUAAAUAUAAUAAAAAUUUAAAUAAUAAUUAGAAAAUAGAAAAGGGAAAGUAAGGUAGUGCAAGUCAGGUCCGGAUAUUUGGAAGGUACGGCCCAGAUCUGGGUCAGGAUCUGUUCAGCAGACUUAUCACAGUUGGAAAGAAGCUGUUCCCAAAUCUGGCCGUACGAUUAUUCAUGCUCCUGAACCUUCUCCCGGAGGGAUAAAUAUUCACUGAUGCUAGGCAUUCCAGCAGUCCAGACAGUAUGCAACCCUUAUUAAAAUGUCCUGUUGUAACGGGAUGGUGGUAACCCCACGGCCAACCCUCCUCCGUUCACAGCCGCCCUCGUGUCCAUCCACAGUGGAGUUGGGAUAUCUCCACACCUGUAUCCAAUGUUCAUGAUAAAGCUAUGAAACCUUUCCAUGUGUUUACUACAAAGUUACCUUUGGCUUGAGUUUUAACAGUACCAUCCCAGUAGGGCCGAGUUUUAUGAAACCAGCUGCUAUCCCUCUCCGAUGUUAUUGGCUCACAUCUUGUUAUCUGGGUUCUGUUUUUUCUUCUAUGAAACAGACUUUAUCGUUACAUCCCGAGUCUAGAAUAAACGACAUGUUUCAGAA